Messenger RNA from Physcomitrium patens, 2948 nucleotides. Its product is annotated as carotenoid cleavage dioxygenase 7, chloroplastic. Gene Ontology annotation, biological process: carotene catabolic process. Gene Ontology annotation, cellular component: chloroplast stroma. Gene Ontology annotation, molecular function: 9-cis-epoxycarotenoid dioxygenase activity. NCBI's taxonomy places the organism in Eukaryota, Viridiplantae, Streptophyta, Bryopsida, Funariales, Funariaceae. The record is from RefSeq and is a predicted model, not a curated record.
CAAGUUUAUCAGUCUGCCGCUCUAAAAGUCGGGCGUUGCCACCUUUGAGGCUGUCCAUGCCUUUUGAGACCCGACCUUGGACUGUUAUUAUUCACAUACUUCGAUAGCGGGGAGCAAGCAUUGAACAUGACGUGACUAUGUCUGGCCAACUUUCAUGAUAUCACCUAGCUGCCACACAUCGAUUCAAAGCCAUGGACGUUGUCACUGCAUCCUUCAGGCCGAGCAUUUACCACAGUCUGUGCCGACGAAGUGCUUCGAAGACGUGGAGGUUUCAGAAGAAACAAGCUGCCAACUGCCGGAGGAUCUCGCCUAAUGAUAAUAAACUUACUCGCUGUAUUCGGAGCGCAUUAACAACUGAUACCUCCAAUGCUGCACCAGCGAUGGAUCUACCUGCACUGACUGAUCAUUGGAAAGCAUCAUCGGUCUUGGUGGAGAGAGAUCUACUAAGUGAAACAGACCUUACUCCCAAGUUUCGAGAUAUCCAACGGAAUGAUGAAGAGGACGCUUUUUGGGACUACCAGUUUUUGUACAAAUCCCAACGCAACGAGGUGGACUCCAUUUCUCUUACCUUGGUAGAGGGGAGCAUCCCACCUCAACUAUCGGGUGUCUACUACUUGUGCGGUCCCGGAAUUCGGACAGAUGAUCAUGGUUCUCAAGUGCACCCUCUUGAUGGCCACGGUUACCUCCGAAAGUUUGUCAUUGAUGGCUCUAAUCCAGUCAUCUAUUCAGCAAAAUACGUUAAUAGCGAAGCCAGAAAAGAGGAAUAUGACGACGAAAGCAAAACAUGGAGAUUCCAGUACCGUGGUCCGUUUUCACAGCUGCGAGGCGGAGAUCGAUUUGGCAAUGUGAAGGUUAUGAAGAACGUGGCAAAUACCAGCGUCCUGAAAUGGGCUGGGAAACUAAUGUGUAUGUAUGAGGGAGGAAAUCCCUACGAGAUGGAUUCAAAAACACUCCAGACGUUGGGCCUUUUCAAUGUAAGCGAGUUGAGUUAUAUGGAUACCAAUUUCGUUGGGAAGCACACAUGGAGCGCCAUAAAGGACACAUGCACCAACCUCGACGGUCUUGUUGGAUCAGCAAAGAGAGCAGCAGUAGAAUUGGUCGGAAUGCUUAUCCAACCCGUACUUAAGGGUGUAUUCGAAAUGCCCAAAGAACGGAUGCUCUCUCAUGUUAAGAUGGACGUCAAAAGGCAGAGACUUGUGGUGAUGACUUGUCGACGCGAGGAUAUGGUCCUUCCCAAAAGCACUUUCACAGUUUACGAGAUGGACCUUUCUAUGCAAGUUGUCCAAAGAAAGAGUUUCACUCUAGAUGAGCAGCUUAUGAUUCACGACUGGGGUCUCACAAACAACCACUAUGUGCUGCUUGCAAACAAAGUCAAACUCAACAGUCCAGCAAAUCUUUUAGAAUCCGUUGCUGGGAUGCAACCGAUGAUCAACUGCCUAGCUUUGGACGACGCUCUCCCGUACACACCCAUGUAUCUCCUGCCCAGGGAGAUAAACGUCACCAACAGUUCCAAGAGGAAUUGGAGAACCCCUGUCAAGGUCCCAGAGCGACUUUGGUUCGUACAUACUGCCAACUCUUUUGAAGAAACAGAUGAUCAUGGAAACCUCCGAAUUACUCUUGAUGGAACAGCAUGCUCCUAUGAUUGGUUUUCCCUAAGUAACAUGUUUGGGUAUAAAUGGCAGAAGAAAUGGCUUGACCCAACAAUGAUGAACAAAAUGAACGGAGGUGCAUCACACAGCAUGAAGAAUCCAGUCCAACUUAUCCGUGUGUCCACCCUGUUAUCCACUGAGGGCGAUGAAAUCGAAACCAAAUAUGAGAAGUUCGAGAACAAUACAUGUGCAUGUGAAUUUCCAGCCAUCCAUCCGGAAUUGUAUGGCUCAAAGAAUGAAUACACUUAUUUAGUGGGCGCCUCAGGACGCAGAAAAGCACUACCUUACUUUCCAUUUGACACGGUUUUAAAAAUUAGUGGUGACGCUCCAGAUGGAAAGAUCCAAUCAUGGUGGGCAGGACCAAGGAAUUUUGUGGGUGAACCUACCUUUAUUCCAAGAGCAGGAUCUGCACCACCUGGAAGCCCUGACUUCGUCGAAGACGAUGGUUACUUGAUUGUUGUACAGUAUUCUGCAGAGGAGGAAGUUUGUUACCUGGUAAUAUUGGAUGCGAGAAACAUCGGAAGCGAGAAUCCUGUUGUGGCCCGGUUACAGUUGCCUGCAAAAUAUGCCUUCCCAUACGGAUUCCAUGGACUUUGGACUGACGUGGAUAUUAAACGGACCUAAAAGGAUUAGUCAGGCUGCCGCACCCCUGCGUCCCAUAUGCGAGCAGAUCAGACACUCAUCACACCCGUAAAAGUGGAACAAGCUUCAUCGUCGACUGCAAUCAGGAGCUCAUGCAAUCAGGAGCCCAUGCAAUCGAAUUGUUAAUUCUAAAGUCUUUCUAAUUCAUGACAAUCACAUUGAAAACAGUUUAAGCAGGUGAAGCAGCAGAAUUCGCUUUUCUAUAUUUGCAAUAUUGCGAACACUUGCUGGUUACGAUAGAUGAUAAUUGAAAGUACAUAUUAACCGCAAAGAUGCUCAGUGUCUCCUUAAGCCAUGCACAGCAUUCCUUGUUUCGUAUCCUCCGCACUCAAUGUCCUUAAUCAACUGAGGAUGAACUUCACAUAAAAUUAAGACGGUCAGUCAUGUAGGACAUUUCGAUGCGUCCCUGGGUGGACUUUCAGGUUCUACCGGUACGUGGUGGGCCAUUCGCAAAACUCACCCUCCCUGUGGAAAACAGUUGUUGAAUCGAAGCGUAACUCCUUCGAAUUUCAAAAGGCAGACGAAAUCACCGAGUUCACAGACACAGCAGGAACGAUAGUGGGAAAAAUAAAACCUCGAUACAAGGGAAGUGUUAUCAAACACGAAUUGAUUAUCAGGAAGGGGAGCUUUUUGACUUCAAGUACUCCCGAAUCUCAA